AUAUUAAGACAUAUUUAUUUGUAAAUGAAAAAACCACAAAAAUGGAAGAUGAUUAUAAUACAAAACAUACGCAAGUUGCUAUAAAACCAAUAAACAAGGACACAGUUCAUAAAAUUUGUUCAGGCCAGGUGGUGUUAAGCUUAGCAGUAGCAGUAAAAGAACUUGUAGAAAAUUCAUUAGAUGCGGGUGCUACUAAAAUAGAUAUAAGACUAAAGAAUCAUGGCAUUGACCUCAUUGAAGUAUCAGAUAAUGGAACUGGUGUUACUGAAGAUAACUUCUCUGCUUUGACUUUAAAAUACCAUACAUCCAAGUUAACAGACUAUUCAGAUCUGCUAGGGGUGUCCAGUUUUGGCUUUAGAGGGGAAGCUCUUAGUUCUUUAUGUGCAUUAGCCAAACUAACUAUUACAACAAGACAUCAAAGUGCAGACUAUGCAACAAAAAUUGAAUAUGACCAUAAAGGAAAUAUAAUAAAUAAAACACCAUGUUCAAGACAAGUCGGAACAACUGUCACCUUAACAGAUUUGUUUUCUUCACUUCCAGUAAGACAGAAAGAAUUACAUAAGAAUUCUAAAAGAGAAUUUAAUAAAAUGACAAGCUUAUUAUAUGCAUAUUGUUUAAUUUCUUUAGGAGUAAAUAUAACAUGUAGUAAUCAAUCUAAUUCGAAUACCAAAUCAUUAGUUGUUACAACACAAGGAUCAAUUUCAUAUAAAGAUAAUAUAGCAUCUGUGUUUGGUGUUAAACAAUUAGAAAAUCUAUUGGACAUAAAAACUGAAUAUGUACCAAACAUUAAAGAAAAUAUUUUUAAAGGUUUAUCAGGUGAAGUGAAAAUGUCUGAAGAAACUAUAAAUGUAGAAGAUACAGAAAUAGAUUUGUCUGAAGAUUCCAAUGAUGCUGAGAAUAAUGAAAUUACAAAUACUCAAGGUAGCAUACAAAGUUCACAAAAAUCUCAAGGAUACAAAAAUGGUUCUCCACCAGUAGAACUAGUUGGAUAUAUAUCUACAUGUGCUCAUGGAUGUGGUCGCUCAAGUACUGAUCGUCAAUUUUAUUAUGUGAACUCAAGACCUUGUGAACCAACUAAAAUUAUGAAACUUAUAAAUGAAAUUUAUAGACAGUUUAAUCCUCAUCAAUACCCUUUUGUUUUUCUUAAUAUUGUCUUAGAGAGAACAUUAGUAGAUGUCAAUGUUACACCUGACAAAAGAAAACUAUUUUUGGCCAAAGAAAAAGCUAUUCUUGAUGUAGUCAAAUGUUCCAUAAGUAAGCUAUUCGAAAACAUUCCCAGAGUUAUGAAACUAGAAUCAGCACAUUCAAUAAGUAAUACACAAAUUGUACCUGAUAUUGAACAACCAAGAAUUUUUAAUUCAUUCAUGCAGCAGUUUAGUAAUAAAUCUACAAAAUCUGAUAUUAAAACAAAUGGCAGCACUGAAAAAAAGCCUGAACUUAAAAGAAAAUCCAACACAUUAUUAGAUUAUGCUAUAUCAAAAUCGAAAAGAGUAGAAAUCUAUCAAAAUGUAAAUCAAGAUGACAUAAAACUUUGUGAUGAAAAUGAUGGUAAUGCUGAAGUUGAAAAUAUUAUAAAUCUUGAUCUAUACACAACCAGAUCCAAUAGCAAAGUAAAAAUAGAACCUGAAAAUAAUAUUGAUGAACAGCCUAGUGAUAUACCAGCUGAAAAUGAAAAACCUGAAGUUAUGUAUUUGGAAUUUUCAAAUGAACUACCUAAUACACAAAUCAGAAAUAUUUCUGAUGUUGUUAUUGAAAAAUCAAAAACAAUUUAUUGUAAAACUACAAAUACACCUGUAAAGCCUGUACUUGCUCCCACACCUAAAAGUAAAAGGCAAGAAAUUGUAACUGACAAAGAAGAACUUGGAAAAUAUAAUAGAAAAUCAAUAACAAUGAAAACAUCUAUUGAUCAUGUUACUAAACUAGCAGAAAUAUACAACAACCAAAAGCAAAAGAUUAAACCUGAUAAAAUAAAGUUCAAAAGUGAAAUUAAUCCUGUUCACAAUAAAAAGUGUGAAGAAGAAUUGAGUAGAGAAAUAUCAAAAGAUUCAUUUAAAGAUAUGAUUGUUAUAGGUCAGUUUAAUUUGGGUUUUAUAAUAACUAGAUUAGGUGAAGAUCUAUUUAUUAUCGAUCAACAUGCCACAGAUGAAAUAUAUAACUUCGAAACUUUACAAAAAACAACAGAACUUACAAGUCAAAAAUUAGUUAUACCACAACAAUUAGAGCUCUCAGGAGUUAAUGAAGAAAUAUUAAUGGAUAAUCUACAAAUAUUUAAAAAGAAUGGAUUUACAUUUGAAAUUAAUGAAAACGCUUUACCCACGAAAAGAGUUAAAUUAUUGACCAUUCCAAUGUCAAAAAACUGGAUCUUUGGCAAAGAUGAUAUUGAAGAACUCUUAUUUAUGUUGCGUGAAAAUGACUCGGAAUACUGCCGGCCAAGUCGUGUGCGUGCAAUGUUCGCGUCAAGAGCGUGUAGAAAAUCUGUUAUGAUCGGAACAGCUUUGAGUAAAGCUGAUAUGAAAGUACUAGUUGAUCAUAUGGCUGAUAUAGACAAGCCUUGGAAUUGUCCGCAUGGCAGACCAACAAUCCGUCAUCUUGUUAAUUUAGCGAUGGUGCAUUCUGAAUGAAAAAGGUUUAUUUGUUAUCAAUUGUAAA
Molecule: messenger RNA, 2649 nt
Organism: Papilio machaon (common yellow swallowtail)
Lineage: Eukaryota; Metazoa; Arthropoda; Insecta; Lepidoptera; Papilionidae
Gene: Pms2
Product: mismatch repair endonuclease PMS2
Exons: 8
Coding region: 42-2621 (859 amino acids)
Biological process (GO): mismatch repair
Cellular component (GO): MutLalpha complex
Molecular function (GO): ATP-dependent DNA damage sensor activity; ATP binding; ATP hydrolysis activity
Source: RefSeq, a predicted model, not a curated record